Molecule: messenger RNA, 510 nt
Organism: Thyridium curvatum
Lineage: Eukaryota; Fungi; Ascomycota; Sordariomycetes; Thyridiales; Thyridiaceae
Exons: 1
Coding region: 1-510 (169 amino acids)
Source: RefSeq, a predicted model, not a curated record
AUGCGCUUCAGUGCUGCCAUUGUUCUCGUCGCCGGAGUCCUAGCCGCGGCUGUACCGAAUGCUUGUCUGUCACCGAGCGACGCCGAUAGCCUGGUCAAGGUCUACCGGGACCUGAUCGCCGCGUACGAUCCUGCCGUGGCUGACAAGUACCUCGCCGAUAAUUUCAUCGAGUACAGCGACAGCAUCAACAUUCUCGCCGGCAUGCCACUCGGAAGCCCUACCUUUCCCUCCAAGGAUGUGUUCAAGCAAGUCCAGAGCGUCAACCCGCCUUUCCCUCUUGCGGUAGAGAAGGUCACUGGAGUUGCCUGCAACACGAUAUCGCUCAUUUGGAGCGGCGCCUUCGGACAGGCGGCCAAAAGCGUGAGAGGCAUUACUGUCAUCACUGCGGCCAAGAAGGACGGUGCAAAGGGCUGCUGGAAGAUCUCCAGACUUGAUGUCGAGUUCAACUCAAUCGCCUGGCUCGAGGAUGAGGGAGGAAGCUACCAGUUGCCCCCGCGGCCUACCGCUUGA